Messenger RNA from Cladocopium goreaui, 1935 nucleotides. The record is from the annotation of a GenBank genome assembly. Lineage: Eukaryota; Dinophyceae; Suessiales; Symbiodiniaceae.
AUGAGCGGCCUCGCCUUUGACUCUGACGUGCCCCUGGAGUAUGAGGAGGACACGAUGGAGGAGGAGAGCUUGGCGCUUCCCAGGGAGCAGCCUCUGAUGGUGAACCUGAUGGUGGAAGAGACAAUGGUGGUGAAGCUCCUCCAGCAGCUAGUGGUGGCAACAGCGUUCCUGCCAGUGAAGGUGGUCGAAGAUCACGACUUCAAACACGAAGCCGAGGUGGAGAUCAGGCGCUGUGCCCCCUGCUCCAGUUUUCGAAGGAGAUGCGGAACAAGAUCCUUACUGCUUGCGCCACUACCGAAAACGUUUGCUGCGAUGGUGUUUGAUUACAGCUCUGAGUUCUUGCCACGAAACGAACAAGCUCUUCGUGCCCGAGAACAACUACGUGGUGAAGCUGAACUUGAGUUGCCCGAGGUGCCAGACACCAGGUACCCUGAGGAGUCCAGGGUCAUCAAGCUUCUUGAUGGCUUGAGGUUGGAUGAGAGGGCCACAUUGGCUCUGUUGCUGGCGGCCGGGAACAAGUAUGAGAUGAAGGCUGUCUUGGAUGCUAUCAAGAUACAGUAUCCCGCUGGCAUGUCAAUCACUGGCCUUCCAACUUUGAAAGCUGCGCAUUUGAAGAAGCUUGGAGGUGGAUCUCAACGCCGAGUUCAACAUCAGCGCAGGUCUGGCGCUUGGCAUGCAGGUGCUUGGCAUGCAGACGCUGAUGAGUCUUGGGACUAUGAGGCUGAAGAGCACGAGACCCAGCAGUAUGACGAGACGGAGCAUGCUGCCGAAGAUCAACAUGAGGCCGCCUAUGGUGAUGUGGAAUAUGAUGAAGAAGAUGUAGAUGGUGGUGAUGCAACAACUGCUGAGCCAGAACAUGGAGCUCAGACUGCAGGUAGUUCGUCUGAUGCUUUGUCAGCUGUUGUGGAGGCCCUGACAGUGACGAGCAAACGCCUUGCUGAGAUCACCAAGAGCCGUGGCUUUUACCAAGACAAGGGCAAGAAUCCUUCAAAGUCUGGUGGAAAGUCAAAGGGCAAGUCGAAGGGUGCUGACAAAGGGCGAUCAAAAGGCAAGGGCAAGGGCAAACCUGGACCCACGCCUUCCAAGGGCAACUUUGCCAAGCAGCGGAACAUGAUUGAUGACUCACUCUGUCUGGGAUGCUCUCAACCUGGACAUUGGCUGCGAGACUGCCCCUAUGUCAGCACUUUCAGUGCCCAGGUCACCACAGCUGGCAGCGUUUUGGAUGCCGAUGGCUAUGUGGUGGAUCAUGCUAGCUGGAUGGUCAAUUGCACUCCAGCUGUCUCAGAGCACGGCGCAUUGGAGAAAAAGGAGUGCGACCUUCCGGUGUUUGAUAUCCAUCCCAACUUUGACAUGGUCCAUGCAGAGCCCAUCAUUUUUGAAUCCAUUGCAGUUUCCAAGAAUGAGCAUGUCCAUGUGGAGUCCGUAGUUCAUGAAUCCAAUGCGGUUUUUGCUUAUGACAUGGUCCCACAGCAUGACAUGAUCCCACAGCAUGACAUGGUUUUUGAGGAUGAGCAGUUUUUUCAGAAUGUCAGUCUCAUUCAGUCGAUUGAGGUUCCAAAGGAUUUCAAGGUUUUUCCGAAUGACCCCAUUGAAUCCAAUGCCCUGGUGAUCAACUUGAACCCCAUGCCCAUUUACAAGAACCCUCAAAUUUUGUUGCAGUCCGUUUUGGAUGUUGAGGGCAGCACGAUGAUAGCCGAUACAGGUUGCCAAAGAAAAGUGGCUGGUUUUAGAUGGCAUGGGAUUCAACAAGAGAACAUCAAGUCUUUGAAGGCAGUCCAGUUUGGGGACGCUUGCACCUUCAGUUUUCGCCCGCACGAAGGUAUGCCAGCGACGAUGCGGCUUGCCUAUCCUGCAGGACUUGGAGGUGCAGCAGUGGCAUUGGGGGCUAGUCCGGUUGAACGUGAUGCACCUGCACUUUUCAGGUCCAGCAUUUGA